UAUUAUCCUUUUUAGUUUCGCUAUUGUACUAAAGUUAAAAGAUUCAAAUUUUGCAGAGCUAUGGCUAGAAAUGGGGAUGAAUCUGAUGAAGAAACGCCAGAAAAAGAUAAGGACUAUGAUGCCUUGAACGAGAAAGACCAAGGUGAACCAGAAGAUAUAGCUAAUGACGAGUAUUUGCGUCGACUUGAUGAGUUUGAGGAGCUGGCUGAUGCUGCUGCCCUUCUCGGAGUUGAUACUAAUCAUCCUACAGAGGAGUCAGGUAGCAAGAAAGGCAAGGGUAGGGGAAGGGGGUCAGGAAAAGCUAGGGGUCCGACAAAAGGGCUAGGAAAGACCGGGCCCAUGUUCCUGCAGUUUGACAGCCUUUUGCGUCCAUCCGGCAAAUGGAGAUUGAAGUAUGGUCAACAGAUCGGUUUGUGUAGUCGCAAGUUGAAUAUUAAUUGGGAUUGGCCAAGUGUUAGUCAAGGUUUAAGGAGUAAAUUAUGGGAGGACACAAUGGCAAGAUUCCACCUUGAAGAUGAUCCAGUAAUCAAAAAGAAUUUCCUCUCUAGUGUAGCUAAGAGAUUCAGGGACUUCAAGGGAAAGCUAGUGAGUGGCCAUAUUAUUUUUACAAGAAAGUUGAGCAAAAAUGAGGUCAAUCGUCAACCAUAUGAGAUUUGGAAAAACAUCCAACGAGAAGAUUGGGAGACAUUUAAAAAGUCAAAAACAUCUGACAUAGCAGUGCUUAAGCGUCAAAAGGCCCAAAAGAGUGCAAAAUCGAAUGAUAAUCCUCAUCACUUGGGACAAUAUAACUAUGAGGAUGCUCGGAAAAUAUGGAUCCACGAGGGCUUUUACCCAAAUUCUGAACAAAAUCGAGGUGAUGAUUGGUAUUGUUCAAUGCAUAAGAAAGACAAAAAAACAGGAAAAAGAUCUAUCCCAAAGCCCAAAACGAAGGCAAUUGCUGACAAAUAUGUAAGUAAUUCAAUUCUUGUGAUUUUCUAUAUGCGGCCCACGAGAUAA
Spinacia oleracea (spinach) is the source of this 996-nucleotide messenger RNA. RefSeq lists its product as uncharacterized. The record is from RefSeq and is a predicted model, not a curated record. The transcript is spliced from 3 exons. Bases 61 to 996 code for a protein of 311 amino acids. Lineage: Eukaryota; Viridiplantae; Streptophyta; Magnoliopsida; Caryophyllales; Amaranthaceae.